Messenger RNA from Chanos chanos (milkfish), 2581 nucleotides. It is a transcript of the gene noc2l, whose product is annotated as NOC2-like nucleolar associated transcriptional repressor. Gene Ontology annotation, molecular function: histone binding; transcription corepressor activity. Gene Ontology annotation, cellular component: Noc1p-Noc2p complex; Noc2p-Noc3p complex; nucleolus. The record is from RefSeq and is a predicted model, not a curated record. NCBI's taxonomy places the organism in Eukaryota, Metazoa, Chordata, Actinopteri, Gonorynchiformes, Chanidae. The coding region runs from base 40 to 2301 and encodes 753 amino acids. Gene Ontology annotation, biological process: negative regulation of transcription by RNA polymerase II; ribosomal large subunit biogenesis. The transcript has 19 exons.
GGGAGUUGCAUCUGUAAGCAGGCACGUUUUUGAUCAAGCAUGGCAGCAACAAGCAAGAGAAAAUUAGAGGACCUUAGUGUUGACGAGUUCCUAGUUUCUGGUUUUGAUUCCGGCGAUGAGGAGCACUCUGAAGAAGAGAUUUCUUUUAAGCAAAAUGGGAAAAGUAAAACAUCUGAAGCUCAAGAGAAGGCUGUCAAAAAGAAGGGUAAAGCUUCAGAACACAAAGACCAACUGUCCAGACUCAAGUCCAAAGAUCCUGAAUUCUACAAGUUCUUAGAGGAGAAUGACCAGAAACUACUUAAUUUUGAAGACUCUGACACUUCAGAGGAUGAGGACGAACAAAAAUACCACACACUCCCCUCUCAGUUGGAGGAGGCCAGCUCAGAUGAUGAUGAUGAAAAUAAGGAUUCAAAAAAGAAGUCAAAGAGUACAUCGAUCAAAGUCACUGAAAAAAUGAUUGAGGGAUGGAGAGCAGAACUCAAGAACGAGCCCACUCCACGUUUGUUCCGACAAAUCACGCAGGCCUUCAAGGCUGCCGUGGCAACCACCAAAGGAGAGUCUGCAGACGAAUGUCGCUACUCAGUUCCUGACAGUGCAGUAUUCAAUGCUCUGAUUCUAUUUUGCAUCAGAGAUGUACAGCCAGCCCUUCAUAGGAUCCUGAAUCUGAAGGCUCUAGAGAAAGACCAAAAGAAAUUGAUAUUACCAUCAUCCAGCUCUAGGUGGCAGAGAAAUCAGCUGGACAUUAAGAUGUACCUGAGUGGUCUUGUUCAGCUCCUGUCAAGUUUAACACAGUCAACAGUUGUUGCAGCAGUUUUGCGCCAUGCCAAUCAGAUGGUACCGUUUUUCCUGUGUUUACCCAAACAGUGUCGACAGCUACUGAAGCAUCUAAUAAAACAGUGGAGCACAGGAGAAGAGACAGUUCGAGUAUUGGCUUUCCUUGCUCUAAACAAGAUCUGCCGUAACAAACAGGAUGUCUACCUAAACCAGAUUCUUAAGAGCAUGUACAUCGCAUACGUGAGGAACUGUAAGUUCACUUCACCCAACGCCCUGACCAUGAUUAGCUUCAUGCAGCGAACACUGACAGAGAUGUACUCACUGGACACACAGGUGUCCUAUCAGCAUGGCUUCAUGUACAUCCGCCAGCUGGCCAUUCACCUCAGGAAUGCCAUGAGCAUGAAAAAGAAGGAAACAUACCAGGCAGUGUAUAAUUGGCAGUAUGUACACUGUCUCUACCUCUGGUGCAGGGUGUUGAGCACUCUUCACCCCAGUGUGGUCCUAGAGCCCCUCAUCUACCCCCUGUGCCAGGUCAUCAUCGGCUGCAUCAAGUUAGUACCUAUCUCACGGUACUACCCAUUGCGGUUUCACUGUGUCAGAGCCCUCACCUUGCUCUCCGCCAGCACAAAGACCUUUGUGCCUGUUUUGCCGUUCCUCCUGGAGGUCCUGCAGCAGGAGGAUUUCAAUAAGAAACCUGGUCGCAUGAGUGCCAAACCCUUCAACUUUGCUGUGAUCCUGAAACUGAGCAAGACCAACCUGCAGGAGAAAGCUUACAAGGACGGCCUUAUCGAACAGAUCUAUGACCUUAUGCUAGAGUAUUUCCACACCCAGGCCUGUACCAUCGGCUUCCCUGAACUGGCUCUACCCACCAUCAUCCAGCUGAAAGCUUUCCUGAAGGAAUGCAAAGUGGCCAAUUACAGCAAGCAGAUCCGGCAGUUGUUGGAGAAGGUACAGGAGAACUGCAACCACAUCACAAACCGGAGACAGAGGGCUGCCUUUGGCGUGGCUGACGCCACGGCUGUGGUGGCAUGGGAGAAGCAGACCGCAGAGGAAGGUACUCCUCUAACUAAAUACUACAGCCAAUGGAAGAAGCUUCGUGAGAAGGAGAUACAGCUGGAGAUUUCUGGAAAGGAGAGGAUGGAAGACUUGAACCUCCCUGAAAUCAAACGGAGGAAGCCUCAAGAAAAGAUGGAGGACAAGAAAGAAUUCAAGGGUCUUUUUGAAUCAGACAGUGACUCUGAUGAUGGUGAUCUAAUGCGCAAAGUUACAGAAAAAGAUGGAGAUGAGAACUCAGACGAUGAUGACGAGGGACUAGAGGACCUCUCUGACCUGAGUGGAGAUGAAGAUGAUGAUGACGACCUUGAGGGAGAAGCUGAUUCAGAUGGCAGUGAGGGGGACGAGGAACGGAAGAAAACAUCUCAUUCGAAAGGAAAAGCGCCCAAGAAACUGUCCAACGAGGACCUGAAGGAGAUUGUAGAGGGAGAUGAGGACAUGGUGGAGGAUUUGGAACUUUCUGAUGAGGACUAAUCUGCAUUGCAGCAGCGGAGAGGAACGAAUGAAUGAAUGAACGAAUGAAUGAACGAAUGAAUGAACGAAUGAAUGAACGAAUGAAUGAACGAAUGAAUGAAUGAAUGAAUGAAUGAAUGAGAGGAAAGGAACAGAUGCCUCUGCCACACCACCUGUGUGUCUGAAGCAGUUUUGGAGCUGAAUUAUUCUCAGUUCAGAAAGCAAACACCAGUUAUGGGAGUUUUUUUGUUGAUGGACAGUUUUGUUUCCUGCAGUUUAAGAAUCGUGAAUAUUUAGUAUA